Messenger RNA from Salmo salar (Atlantic salmon), 860 nucleotides. It is a transcript of the gene crygs2, whose product is annotated as crystallin, gamma S2. Gene Ontology annotation, molecular function: structural constituent of eye lens. Gene Ontology annotation, biological process: visual perception; lens development in camera-type eye. The record is from RefSeq and is a predicted model, not a curated record. Lineage: Eukaryota; Metazoa; Chordata; Actinopteri; Salmoniformes; Salmonidae.
AAAACUGGGAGGCUGGGUAUAUAAAAGGGCUUGGGUGGCAGGACCAGAGGCAUCCAGCAUCCAGACUUCAGGGAGACCAGCAGACCACCGCUAUCUAUCAAGCCUAGCCCACAAACAAUGUCCAAAAUGGGCAGGAUUGUCUUUUACGAGGAUAAGAACUUCCAGGGCCGUCGUUAUGAGUGUGACAGCGACUGCACCGACUUCCAUUCCUACCUGAGCCGCUGUAACUCCAUCCGUGUGGAGAGUGGAGCCUGGGUGGUGUACGAGAGGCCCAACUACAUGGGCUACCAGUAUGUUCUGACCAGGGGAGAGUACCCUGAAUACCUGCGCUGGAUGGGCCUCAACGACCGCCUCAGCUCCUGCAAGAUGAUCCACUUUUCCUGUGGGACCCAGUACAAGAUGCAGCUGUAUGAGAAGGAUGACUUCGCGGGCCAGGCCUUCGAGGCCACCGAGGACUGCCCCUCAGUCCUGGAGAAGUACCGUUGGAGGGAGGUGUACUCCUGCAAGGUCCUGGAUGGCUGGUGGGUCUUCUACGAGCACCCCAACUACCGCGGACGCCAGUACUUCCUGGAGAAGGGAGAGUACAGGAAGCCUGGGGACUGGGGUGCAGUCAGCCCCACUGUCCAGUCCUUCAGACGCUUCACUGAGUGAUCCUCCUGACCAUAACAACACCAACCUCAACACCAACCUCAACCUCAAACCCAACCUCACUACUAUCAUACGUAAUAUGCAUAAUAUGGACUUUGAAUAACCCUAAUACUUCUUGAUUUUGAAUAACGCCUAUCCUAUUACUUUGAGUCCUUUGAUUGUGACUUUACUGAGGUCUUUCUCCUGAAAUUAAAACUUGGCUGGUAAGCAGA